CAGUUCAACCGCCAGAUGUACAUGUAAAUUUAGAAGAAAUAUGUACAAACACAACAAGUAAUGAUAGUAAUGAUGACAUAAGAACUUCCUUAAAUACACUUACAAAGGCGGUAUCUGAUUUGAAAGACCAUUUAACAUCGGUCUCAGAUACCGUAAAAUCACUGAAGGAACAAUCCGACUCUUCUAUGGAAGAUCAAGUUCUACAACAAAAUACUGUUCAAGGUGACAUGAUUGACGAACCAUGUGCACCCUCAAAUCAACCUGGAACCAUUACAGCACAGAGACCGAAUAACAGCCAAAAUGGAACAAUUACACAUAUAGGUACAAACAAUAGUUACAACAUGUAUGAUUCUCCUUCUUAUUUAGAAAAUGUACCAUUCACCCAAACUAAUAUUAAUUGUUUUCAAUCUGCAUUGCCAGUAGGAGCCACAGUGUCUGAUGAUGUAAAAGGGAAAAUUUGGGCAAAUGAAUACAUCAAUUUUGAUAUUUUAUUACCGGAAGACGACAUGAUUGAUAAGCCUAUUCCACUCUCAGUGGAAAGAGAUAACCAAAAUCAGCCACGUUUGGUAUUUAACGAAAGUACUGGAAGCAAGAAAAUUCGCACUAUAGACCAGUGGAUCAGCGCUUUUUCGGCAUAUAUGGUCAUAUACUGUCAAAAGUUCACAGAUGCCUUUGAGGAUCUCGUAACUUAUAUGGAGACUGUGAGGGAAAUUGCAAAGAGUAAUGGGCAAUGGCUUAAGUAUGACAAAAAAUUUAGAAAAGCUAAAUGUCAGCUCAGAGUAUCUUGGGCUAACAUGCAUCAGGAACUGUGGCUUAAGGCGAUGCAAAAAACUCCAGAUGUACAGAAUGAUAAUUAUCAAUCACAGAGGCGUAAUUAUAACACUUCUAAUGACCAUAUUCCACAAGGUUUUUGUGUACGGUUUCAUAGUGGUAAUUUUUGUCAAUUGCCUUGCAAAUGUUUGCACAAAUGCUAUAUAUGUAAUAAACUUCAUCCUGCUAGCAAAUGCUGGCAUACUGCUAAUCAGCAAAGUACAAAUUACAAUCAAAAUGUAAAUACUUUCCGUUCCUUUCGGACACCAUUUCAAGGAGCAAGACCCAGAAAUAUGCACUCAAACAGUCAUGCCUUUCAUGCAAACCCCAGAUUUCCAAGACCACAACUCCGGUUCCCAAAUUUCAUCCCGAUCACGAGGCGUUAAAGAAACGAACACAUUUGAGGUUGAUGUUAAGCUUGGAGAUGAGAAAUUGCCUACACCUGUAAAUGUUUUGGUAUUGGCCCAAUUUUUACAAGAUUAUGAUGGACAAGAAAAAGAUUUUAUUUUAUCUGGAUUUUCAAAUGGUUUUUCAGUAUGUUCGGAAAAAAUUUCACCUAGUUUACAAUGUAAAAAACUGUGUUCAGCAAAUAAACUUCCGGAUAUUAUGAGUGAUAAAAUCUGUAAGGAGCUAUUAGCUGGAAGGUUUGCAGGGCCUUUUUUGACUCCCCCUUUUUCUAAUUUUACAAUUUCACCUCUUGGUCUAUGUCCUAAAAAGGACCCAAAUAAAUUCAGACUUAUUCACCACCUGUCUUUUCCGAAAGGUGAUUCAGUAAAUGAUAGUAUUGCAGAGGAAUUUCGUUCAGUUCAAUAUACAAGGAUAAAAGAUGCAAUUAGAGGCAAAAAAGAGUUCAAAAGUCCAUGUUUUCUUGCAAAAACUGACAUUUCUAUGGCUUAUCGAAAUUUACCCUUAAGACCUAAAGGAAUAUCAUUUGUUUGGAUUUAUGUGGAAAGGUCUCUAUUAUCACGAUAAAUGCCUCCCAAUGGGAGUUUCAUCAGCGUGUCAAAUAUUUGAACGUUUUAGUACAGGGCUUCAUUGGAUAGGACAAAAUUUUAUGAAUGAGGGUAUCAUGUUUCACAUUUUAGAUGAUUUUUUGAUAGUUGCCCAGUCCAGGGAUCUAUGUGAAAUUUAUCUCAAACAAUUUUUGGAUGUUUGUGAUAAAAUAGGUGCACCUAUGGCUCCUGACAAGACUAUAGGCCCAGCUCAUUGCUUAACUUUUUUGGUAAUUGA
Mytilus trossulus (common blue mussel) is the source of this 2040-nucleotide messenger RNA. RefSeq lists its product as uncharacterized. The record is from RefSeq and is a predicted model, not a curated record. The transcript has a single exon. NCBI's taxonomy places the organism in Eukaryota, Metazoa, Mollusca, Bivalvia, Mytilida, Mytilidae. Bases 186 to 1196 code for a protein of 336 amino acids.